UGGAACCUCUUAGGUGUUUCGGAAUUACUGGUCUCCAUGUUAACUGCGCCUGCUAGAGGAAGUCGGUCACCAGUUAACAAGGGAGCCGCUUACUUCAUAGCACCGUAUAAAGGACCAUGUCGGCUCCGGUGGUGGUCACUGUGCGGCUCAUCCGAUCCUUCGAGCACCGCAACUUCAAACCUCUGGUGUACCCGGAGGUGAGUCUCGACCAGCGGGUACAGGACUUCAUCCAGAUGGUGCGAGAGGAUGUUGAGACGAGAUCAGGACUUCCUCCUCCAUUUAGGAAACACAGCUAUGACACGAUGAAAAUCAUCCACCAUGCUCACGGAGCAAAGACAAAUGAGCUGGUGAUGAGUUUGGACGACGACGAGAAGCUCAUUCUGCGAAGUGACCAGACCCUCAGAGCUGCCGGAGUCGCUUCAGAAACCGAAGUGGCUUUCUUCAGGAAAGAAGACUACGAAGCGUACAAAGCAAACCCCCGCACCUCCUGGUGAGCGCCGUGAGGAGCGCGCAGCAGCAGCUGCUACAGGAUAAAAAGACUAAAACAACUCUGUCUUCAUGUUCAGGCCAAAGAGAGUUUAUUUGUGGGUUGUAUUUUUUUUUAAGGUGUGUCUUAUUUUCUAUCAGCCUGGUGUGAGUUUUUCUGUUUUGAUGAUAUUUUCUGUGUGGAAAUCGGUACAACAUGUUUUGUUUUGGUUUUUAAAUAAAGGUUUAAAGGUGAAUAAAGUCUAAAUGCUCUUU
Salarias fasciatus (jewelled blenny) is the source of this 741-nucleotide messenger RNA. It is a transcript of the gene c16h2orf76, whose product is annotated as chromosome 16 C2orf76 homolog. The record is from RefSeq and is a predicted model, not a curated record. NCBI's taxonomy places the organism in Eukaryota, Metazoa, Chordata, Actinopteri, Blenniiformes, Blenniidae. Bases 117 to 494 code for a protein of 125 amino acids. The transcript has 6 exons.